GGUCUGCGAGCGUCACUGUUACAGCUGCUAUUUGUCCCGUCAUUAAUCUGCCAAGAGCCUCUCCCCCACAGAGCUCUACCCUGACACCCGGGGACAUGUGUUAACACACAUGGUGUGAAAGAUGAGUGACCUAUAGAGAUAUAACCACCCAGUCUCGCGGUGAACAGACCCCGGCGAAGUAAGACUCAUUUAGUCAUACCUGACAGGUGUUUAAGACCAGUGGCAGGUGAGCAGCCCGAGGAUAUACAAGCAAGCUCCCCUGGCAGAACGCAAGACAUUUUGUUGGAAUCUGUUUCAGAUAAACGAGAGCAGGCCUGUAGGGACUACCGGGUGAGAUGGGUGAAAUGGUGAGACGUCUGGAGUAUGAACGCCGAGCCAAAACUCUGGUGAAACACCAGUCUCGAGACAAACUGACGGGCCGAGAGUUCACGCAACCGGUCCGCGCUGCCAACGUCAGCGUCUCAAGGUCACUGGAGAGUACGGUGAAGAAGGUCGAUGACGCAAAGAGAGUAUUCAGGAACCGAUACUCCAAGAGCCUGGGAAACAUAUAUGAAUUUCAAAGAAAUCUUUCCUCCAGGUCACUGAAAUUCACGGAUGAUAAAUUCAACAGCGAAAAUCGUCUGCUCCUACCGCCAAUCACCUCUGGGGUCCAAGAUGGCGGAGGUUUAAUGACACCAGACAUGCAAAAACCAAGGCUUCGUCGUCGACAGAGUGGAAUGUCCAUCGCUUCAUUACUGGAGGAACAGACAGGGGGUGACAUCAAGCCUGAUGACACGUAUGUGCCUUGUUUCCCUGAUGGGACUCCCACCGACAGUGCCCGCAGAGGCAGCACGGCGGGUAGAAGGGCGAGCCUCACGGAAGGCAGGUCAUUCCGGGUGCUGAAGGACAAAUUCACCGCUCCACAAAACCCAGAGUCGAACCCCCGCACCAGGAAGAUUCUUGACUGCAAGGCAGCGGAACACAGGCGGGGCAGUCUCCUUCAUGAAAAGAUUCAGAAUCUAUAUCAAGGCGUGGAACAAAGCUAGCUUGACUUCAGCUGUGGCAGUUUGUCCGUACAAUGCAUUUACAUGACAAUUCCAAGUGCGGGAGUGAGAUUGGUUCAACAUCGCUUUGAUUCCAGUUAAAUCGCGCCCUUUCAGCUUAAUGUGGGAAGAAAGCCCGAAGUGAUGCAGGUCUUAGAGACUUAGACGUUUACCACUCUGGUGAAACCCACGAGCUCGGCAUGGUGCUGACAAACCAGAAUCAUAUUUAGGGCGAUCCGGGAAUCGAAGCCAGAUCAAAUGUUCUGCCACGUCUAAGGGACGCAACUCUGCAAGGCGAAUUACGGCACCAGAGACACGUUGACCAUGUCGCCGACAACUCAAAAAAGCCAGAUUGAUUGGCUGGGGCAAAUGAUGGGAAGGGUAUCUAUGAUGUAGGGGGGUAACGCCAUAUUGGGAGCACAAUAGCCCAUGUAACUUGAUAUAUAGGUAGCACAAACAUCCUAUAAAUGUUCAUGUUUUGAACGGUUACGAUUGUGUUUACAGUCAGUUUAUCGCCCCAUUUAGCAAUAUUCCGGGGAAAACGGGGCUCCCACACUGCUAUCAUGGGUGUCGUCGUUAAUCCAUCGGUUUACCCAACGCCCUUGGUAAUAGUGAAACGGAUGUAAAUCCAUUUAUUCACACUCACUACUGGGACGAUUUUGCGACAAUGAAAAUAUACACCUAAAUUUAACUGUGGGCGUUGCGAUAGUCUAAGCGCCAAGAUCGCUUUGUGAAACGGGCACGCCCUAGACCACGUAGCCCUAGACCGCGUUAAAGCGUUCGCUCGUCACGCCGAAGUCCCGGGUUCGAUUCCAGACAUGGGGUACAAUGUGUGAAGACCAUUUCUGUUGUCCCCCGCCGUGAUAUUGCUGGAAUAUUGCUAAAUAAAGCGGCGAAAAACCACAUUCACUCACUCACUCACCUGGAGUUUGGAGCACUCAACUCAACACUUCCUACAUCAGGGUACCCUCAGUCCCAUUAAAAUUAGAUAUUUUACUUUAAUACGAUCUGGUGAAGUUUUCAACGCAACAUUUCAGAUCCCUGACUCCCCAUGUGGGUUGUCCCUUACGACUAGCGGUGAGUGAGUGAUUGAGUAUGUUUUACGACGCUUUCAGCAAUAUUCCAGCAAUAUCACGUCGAGGGACAGCAGAAAUGGGCUGUGCCAAUGUGGGGAAGCGAACCCGGGCCUGGGGCGUAAUGAACGAACGCUUUAACCACUGGGCUACCCGACCGCCUCCUACAGACAGGAGGUGACCAAUCGACGCGGACUAACUUCAGGGACGGGGGAGUCAUGUCUGCCUCAA
Molecule: messenger RNA, 2326 nt
Organism: Haliotis rufescens (red abalone)
Lineage: Eukaryota; Metazoa; Mollusca; Gastropoda; Lepetellida; Haliotidae
Exons: 2
Coding region: 336-1025 (229 amino acids)
Source: RefSeq, a predicted model, not a curated record